Molecule: messenger RNA, 1271 nt
Organism: Entrophospora sp. SA101
Lineage: Eukaryota; Fungi; Glomeromycota; Glomeromycetes; Entrophosporales; Entrophosporaceae
Source: the annotation of a GenBank genome assembly
AUAAUGCCGUUAGGUGGCGCAAAGCAAGUGAAAACACUAGAUGAAUUAUUGGAAAUCUCUGAUUUUGUCACGUUGCAUGUCCCUGAAACAGAAGAAACCAAAUUUAUGUUUGGCGAAAAACAAUUUAACCUAAUGAAUGAGAGGAAAAAGAAAAACAAUAUUAAAGGUGGUGGUAGUUAUCUAAUAAAUGCAUCACGUGGUUCAGUUGUACAGAUACCAGCAUUGAUUAAAGCUUUGAAUGAGGAUAUCAUUUUAGGUGCUGCUAUUGAUGUUUAUCCACGCGAACCCUCAUCAAAUGGUAAAAACUUUAAUAAAGAGAUGAAUCCUUGGACCCAAGAAUUGCUUGCUUGUAAAAAUUUAAUUAUGACACCACACAUUGGUGGGUCUACUGAAGAAGCACAACGCAUGAUUGGUAUCGAGGUAGCAACAGCUUUGUAUAAAUACAUAAAUCAUGGUACAUCUAUAGGAGCAGUUAAUUUUCCACAGAUCAAUCUUCGAGCAAUUGAAGCUGCUGAAAAGAAUUCAAUUCGUGUACUCUUUGUUCAUCAUAAUGUUCCUGGUGUUCUCAAGACCUCACCUCGACGAAUCCCACGUAGACGAGGAGAUUCUUCUAGACAAGCUGCUUUCACUUUUCUUUCCAAUAUCAGCCUUGAUAACAACGAUCGGGAGUUAAAUUCAUCAAGCAAUAUACCAAUCAACGACAAACAUGACAAAGCUUCAUCUUUUCCAGAUAAUAAAAAACCAGACUUGCAUAUUGACACCAAAAAAGCGUUUAGCACUAUUGAAAAAGUUUCUAAUAAUGAAGCAACAACAAGAAGCCAUGUUACUUCCAAAACUAGAAUAUCACCCAAUAAAAAAAUAUUUAAUAACGAUAAAACUUCCCCCAUAGUUUUAAAGGAGGGUCAUCUUGACAAUUUAAAUUCUUCUAGUGAUGUCCGUUUAAGAAGUAAUAGCCUUCGUGAAGAAGCAGCUAUAAAUUUCUUGACGAACAUUAAUCUUGACUCUAACAGGAAUCAACAUCCUUCAAGAGAAAGUUUAACUAGCUCAACAACAAUUUCAGUGUUUGAGGCUAGUGAUGAUAACUUACUCAAUGAAGUAGAUGAAAAUGUGGGCAACCAAGAAAAUUUAGAAGGUUCAUCAUCAUCGCCAUCAUCUGCUUAUGUUAGAAGACGUAGAAGUUCAACAUCAACAUUAAAUUCCGAUACGAGUUCUUCUUCUUCAAUUUCUUGUACAUUGUCUAACUCUCCAAAUCAUCCAACGGCAACAACAUC